Molecule: messenger RNA, 3863 nt
Organism: Orbicella faveolata
Lineage: Eukaryota; Metazoa; Cnidaria; Anthozoa; Scleractinia; Merulinidae
Source: RefSeq, a predicted model, not a curated record
UGCCAUGAGAGGAAGAUCUUUUCCUUUUUCAUUGAGUAAGCAAGCUUUCAAUAGAACUAUUUUUUGGGGGGAAUUAUAGUAGUUCCCUUAGAUGUGAGCGCUGUGAACGGUUUUGCUUUUCAUGCAAUUUGAGUGCGUUUGCAUCCCGAUUUCACUGAACUCUCACGUAUUCGGGCGUUACGUAUAUGUUUUUCGGGCAAGGAAGUCACAGCGCCCCCCNCCCCCUUCCCCGCCCAAGUCCGUAGGUGCCCGUACGCUUAUGCCCGUCUUUGCCGCCCUCCCAAAUGCAUGAAAUCGCAUCUUUGGUAACCUACAAUGUCAAAAUUUUUCAGGGGGCAUGCCCUCGGACCUCCCUAGGUUGGCUUGGCCCUUCGGGCCUCGCUUGCAUUUACGCCGCCAGUUAUGCUUUAUUGGAUGCCUGUGAAAACUUCUGCUAAGAGCCCUGAUCAGAUAUCGGGAUCCAGACUAGCAAAAGACACGGACCAAGAGACUGCACCAUAUGGAGGGUUCAUUAUACUGUAAGUAAAUCAUAGUUAGAAUAAUUUCAUGUCGCCGUUUAAGGUCUUAAAAGCACUAAACAUACAACGUCGAAAGUUGGAUGUGUGUGGGAAGGCAUGGGACAGGGAGGGGGGGUAUCACGACAUUUAUCAAUAGCUAUGAGGGGGGAUCACUUCAAUGAAAUAGCAUUAAAAGGGGGGAUCAGUUAAAUGUUACUGUCUUUAGCCGAAACUCUUCCGACCCCCCUGCAGGUGAUAAAUAAUGACCGGUCCCUUCGCCUCGUUAAGCCUCUAUGUUGUUAGGGUAAGGCUGUUUAGGAGUUGUUCGACGUUCACCAAAAACGUUACCUAUCAAAACAGUUGCUCAAAGUUGCGCUAUUUUUCAAACUUGCAUAUUUAUUUAAAAUCUAUCUCUGAAACCAUUUGUUAUUAUUUGUUGCAAAGCCUGGUAGUUCGCAGUCAUUACCAAGAACGUUAAAUUUUGCUCUCUUGUCCAUGCUCCCCCGCCGAGAAAAACCACAACUGUUGCGGAACCUGGGCCCAAAUUACCAAAUCUACUCAGGCUUGAGGCGCCAUUUUUGAAGAAACCUUCAUAGAACGCUUCUUCCCUCAUUUGAAACUCCAUUUUGCAGCAAGAUGAUGUAAACCAGUGUGAUUAUAUCUGUUGCGUUACCUAUUACUGGAUGGAAACCGAUCCAGAUUACGAGUUUGAAGCUCCAAAAUGGUUCGACUUUACAACAGAUUUCGAGGAUGAACUCAACGACGAUUCGAACCAAAAUGAUUCAUGGUUUGAGAGAGCUCACCCACUGCAUGAACCAAGAGAUCCGUCAUUUCACGAUGGAACCACUAAACCACUGCUUACCACUACAACCCAAGUCACCAAAACUGCACCUUCAAGCUCAAAGCCACAGGCCAACAAAGCAAAGAAGAACUACAGCAGCAAAAAGUCAUUAGGGAUCAAGUCAAUCCGAACUCGACGAGGACAGCAUGAUUGUGCAAACAACAGGGAGAGCAGUGGAAUGGGGCUGAAAAAUGGGAAGUCUAACAAAGCUGAGAGACAGACUUGUGUCAAAGAUGGGAAAAAAGAUUCACAAGGAAGCAAUACAGACGAUGGAGACACCCCUGAUGAGAUUAGACACAAAAAGAAAUGCAGUUUUACACCACCAUGGACAAACUUGCCAGGGUCUCUCAACAAGACAGGAGGAGCAUCACAUGUAAACAAGAGAGAAGGAAGUGACAGCUGCUUGAGCAAUGCUGCUGUCUUUUCACCACAGCGUGUGGCUGGUUAUCAGUCUCCACUAUCUCCUGCACGGGUUCGAAGUCUGAAGUCCUCUUUGGGAUCGCCCUUGUCGCCUAAAAGCUCAUUACUGUCAAAGGCUACGAGUGGAAGUUACAACCAAGCUGGUCAGUAUGGGAGGAAGAGGAGGCUUCUUCCAGCCAUCCCUGAUCUGAAACAAAAUCCGGUUGGUACCUCAACUGUUUCUUCUACCCCCAGUCGGUUGCCUUGUCAAUUAAAAAGUGAAACAGAUACAUGCAACCUAAGUGAUGAUCAAAUGGAGGUAGACUACAAUGAGGCAACUUGUGGUGUUUCCAGCAAGUCGUUACGAGCAACAGAGACUCAGGCUAUGGAUUCAAUAGCAACUCAAGAACAACAUAACAAUCACUUUAGAAGAGAAGAUAAGCAAAGACCUCUUGGGCUUGAAGCCAUACCGGAAAACUCUAAUAGCAAAGGGAAACCUAACUGGGCUUUUGCAUCAACAGAGAUUGAAAGGCAAAGGACCUUGAGGAGUGAAACAGAGACGCCCUCCAAUGACACAAGCCUGGAGGCAUUGCUAAAGCAGCACAACAAGAAGAUUGCUGCUGCAAGGAGCCAGUAUGAUGAAAAUGGACGCAAAAUCAGAACUGCAGAGCCCAACUUUUGCCCUGCUCCUUCACACAAGCAGUCAUCUUCAUCUGCUUGUAAAAGAUCAACAUCAUCACUGGAGAAGCCCACAAUCGCUGCAAAGCAAAAGCGUCGCUCAUGUGUUGCUCAUUUCACACAAAGUGAAAUGACAAAAUCAAAGACUCAAUUGAAUAACUCAUCUCUUACAAAUAACAAAGGCAAGGAUGCCGUCAAUAAACAAACAGUGAAACAAAAGCGUCGCUCUUGUGCAGGUGCCCUUCAGCAUAGUGGACAAGUAAGCAAUGCUGACAAAGAGUUACGAGAUUUAAUUGCUCAACAUAAUUCCAGAGUCAAUGCUAAAAAAACCUGACAUCUUAAAAGUUAUCCAGUUUAUAAAAUAUAUAAAUUUAUUAAUUAAUAUAUGAACAUAUAGUAUCAUGUUACUAUUAAGUAACAAUGAUUGUUGUUGCAUAUAAAAAGCAUAUUAAUCUAGUUAUUCCUUUGUUAAAAGAGGGAACUUGCUACAAAGCCUGGUAAACAGAGCAAACAAAGAUGCCAAGAAUUGUGUUGGAAGGCCCAUAGACCCUAUUCAAAAAUGGCUGCCAAUUUAAAAUUAGUUGAGCUAAUUUUAAUACCUACAUGUACAAAAUGAUUUUUUAUUGGCAAUCAUUUAUGAAUAGGGUCUAUGUCUGGGCACAACUUCUUGUUUUGCACUCAUACAUGGAUCAAGUGUUAUGUAACCAAAACGGAACUUCUAUUGGUUAGUUCCUCUGACAGAAGAGCCUACAGCAUUCUGUUCACAGUCAAGGCCAAAAAACAAGUAAACAAAAGUAUACAGCAAAGAACCAUGUCAGGCUUCGUAACCAUUUCCCUCUUAAUUAAGCUAUUAAGUGUGGUUAAAUGUGGUCUCUGUUAAGUUUCAUGUAGCAUUGGAUGGAGUAGACUUGUGAGACUGUGUAUACAAGACAGUGUAAUUUAAUUCCUGUAUAUACAUGUACAUUUGUAUAUAUACAUUGUAUCCAUCAGUAGACUACCAAAUCAUAGAUGCACAGCACUUAGUUUAUACAUAUACUAUUAAAAACAAUUAUUAUAAGAACUGUUAAUGUUAAGUAACAAUCUACUAGGAGAGCCCUUGGCAGCCCCAUUAUUGAAGAGCCAUUCCCUCUGCUGCUUUGAAGUACAUUAACUAAUUUUUAUCUCUGGAUUGACUUUUGUCUGAAAUUUUGUUGUGGUCAUAUGUGAACAUUGGCUGUCUGAAUACCGAGUGGUACACAUGUAGUCUUUUAAACUGAGGCACCACUUGGCUUAGCCUCCCACACAGAUGCUCUUAUUGACUCAAGGACUCGUCACAUGUUCCUUCCUCACACUGAGCCCUAAUAGCAUCUUUGUAGGAGGUUGCACUUGACUCAGGGUUGGUACGGGUACUAGAAAACCUGGAAAGUUCUGGAAAGUCCUUUUUUCAGGACUGGAAAGUCCUGGAAAAA